UUUCCAUGCUCCUUGUUCAUUUUACAUGGAACUUGCGUGAAAUGGAAAAUUGUAACACUGUCAUUUUUCUAUUUCCAGUGUGGGAGAGUUUUGGCGGGAUGUUUAAGUAUGAACAUAAAUCGUAGUUUUGACUUUUUCUCGUUGGAAAAAUGAAUACUACCCUCACAAGUUUUACAGACGUUCUAGUUGAUGAAAUAUGCAACUCCCAACCGCUGUCCUUGUCCUCGACUAUUGAAAACAGUCAGAUCAAUGUUGACAAUAAUAACACGAAUUUCGUGGACGAAAGAGUGGUAGACCGUCCGCCUAAAGGUACUGGACAACGUGGACAGUUUCGGAGCAUAGAAGAAAUUGAUCUGAAAUACCGAGACGUGUUUUCGUACCCAUAUUUCAACUUAGUACAAUCAAGUGUUAUUGAGGACGCGUUAUAUUCAGAUAAAUCCAUAGUAGUUUGUGCGCCAACUGGUUCAGGGAAGACGGUUAUAUUUGAAAUGGCUGUUGUCCAGUUAUUGAUGGAGUUGGAGAACAAACAGUACACUGAUGAUUUCAAAAUCAUUUAUAUGGCACCAGUGAAAGCGUUAUGUACAGAAAGACUGACGGAAUGGUAUUCAAAGUUCACGAAACUUGGUCUUUUAUGCAUCGAAGUAACAGGAGACACUGAUGUGGACUUCACUCAGUUGAAGCCAUACAAGGUUAUAAUAACGACUCCAGAGAAAUGGGACAUGUUGACACGCCGGUGGCGCGACCACCGAGGUCUGGUGGAAGUCAUCAAGUUGUUCCUCAUCGAUGAGGUGCAUAUACUCAAUGAUGAGACUAGAGGACCUGUCCUGGAAGCCGUGGUCAGCAGGAUGAAGACUAUUGAAAAUUCAGCCCAAUCGGUCCACCGCAUAGAACAACUGCAGAAAGAAAUGCAAGGUCAGACCAUUUCCUACAAGUCGGCUCCAAGGAUCAGGUUCGUAGCUGUCUCGGCUACUGUCAGCAAUCCCGAAGACGUUGCAAACUGGCUGGGAACUAGUGAUAAACCUGCUGUGUUUUAUAAGUUUGGCGAUGAAUGUCGUCCCGUGAAACUAAAACGCAUAGUCGAAGGGUACCCGUGUUCUGAAGGCACCAGCAUAUUCAAGUUUGACAUUAUCCUCAACUACAAGCUGUGGCCGGUUAUCCAAAAAUACCAUUCUGGGAAGCCUACUUUGAUAUUCUGCAACACUCGCAAGAGCGUUAUAUUGACGGCAGAAACUUUGUCUCGGGAGCUCACAAUUAGCUUCAACGCGGAACAAAAAGCGAAGUUAACUGCAUUAGCUUCUACUAUUAAGAAUAAGAAAUUGCAGGCUUUAGUAAUGAGCGGCGUAGGCUGUCAUCAUGCCGGCCUGUUGUAUGAGGAAAGGCAGAACAUUGAGCUCGCCUUCAGGAAUAGAGAUUUACCCAUAUUGAUUACUACAACUACAUUGGCAAUGGGUGUCAAUUUACCUGCACACCUUGUGAUCGUGAAAAAUACACAGCAAUAUGUUAAUGGCGCAUAUCAGGAAUACAGCAUAAGCACAGUACUACAGAUGGUGGGACGCGCAGGAAGGCCGCAGUUCGACACUGAAGCCACAGCGGUUAUCAUGACCCGACUGGUCGACAAGCCCCGUUAUCAGGCCCUGGUGGGAGGAUGUGAGCCAUUGCAAAGUUUCCUUCACAAGCGUCUGCCAGAAAACCUGAACAGUGAGGCAGCUUUGGGAACUGUCGGCGAUGUCGCUCAGUGCGUGCAAUGGCUACGUUCCACAUUUUUGUACGUACGCGCUGCUCGGGAUCCAAAGAAGUACCUAGGCUUACCACAAAACUCACCACAACAUCUUAUCUCCAAGAAAAUCGAGGAGUUGUGUGUAAAAGCUAUGAACGGCUUGGCUUCUUCAGGCCUUAUAACGAUGGAUGAGGCUAGUUGUAUCGAGUCAACUGAGGCUGGUCGACUGAUGUCAAUAUUUUAUUUGGAUUUGGAGACCAUGAAGCUCAUUAUGAAGAUCGAAGGCACGGAAUCUCUAGACCGUCUUCUGACCCUCAUAUGUGAGAGCCACGAGUUAGCUGACAUGCAUCUCCGAGUAGACGAGCGACGAUGUUUGAACACCCUCAAUAGGAACAACGCUGCGGCGACCAUUCGUUACCCGAUGAAGGGCAAGAUUAGCACAAGACAGAUGAAGCUUAAUUGCAUCAUCCAGGCUGUUUUGGGAUGUCUACCGAUCCCCGAUCCGUCUUUGAAUCAAGAAGCUAUGAAAAUAAUGAGAAUCGCUGACAGGAUUUGCAAAUGUGUAGUAACAUACGUCACCCGUCCAGACUUGAUAGUUCAACAACCACAAUUCUACUCCGCUAUACUAAACUCGAUACUUCUUGCGAAGUGCGUGGCAGCACAUCUAUGGGAGAACUCCCCUUAUGUCAGCAAGCAACUGAAGGGCAUAGGGCCAACCUUCAGCACAUUGCUGGCUUCGGCUGGCAAAGUUAACUUUAUGCUGCUGGAAGAAAGUCAUCCGAGGGAUUUGGAAAGGAUAAUGAACAAAGGAGCUCCGGCAGGCAAUGUCUUACGCAAACAAGUGAGUCUUCUCCCAAAAUACCAGCUGACAAUGAUACCAGUAGACGAGCAGACAGUUACCGUACAACUGGUCCUGCUAAACCAGUCAUAUUUGUCUGAAAAUAUGGCCAACUUAACCGCUGGAGAUACCCAUAAGAGUUACAUUAUUGUGGGUGAUUCUAAUAAUCAUCUUCUGCUUUUGACAGCGUUCAAGGACAAGGAUUUAAUAAGUGUCUACGGUGGAACCAUAACACAUGAAAUACGACGAAAACAUAAUUUCGAACAUAAAAUAAUAGCUCACUGCAUCAGUUCUACUUUUGUGGGUAUCGACGUACAAUCAGAAUAUUUAUUUAACGAUUUAGAACCGUUUUUUGGUGCACCGUGUACAAAGACUCCUAGAAACGAUUUCCAAGUCAAAAAUAAAGCUGAAAAGCAAACAUGUAUCACAGAUACGUUUAAAGAACGGAAAAGAAAGAAUACAGAUCCUAUAGCACAGUCAAAAGAAAAGAAGAAACGGGAGACAGCUUUGAUUGAGAAUUUUAAAUCCUUGAAAAAAUCUUUUGAAUCAGCUUCUAAGAAUGGCAACUUAAGUGUGCGUCAACAAAAUAAUGUGCAUGGGGAUGUAGAUGGUCCUUCAAAUACUAACAGAAACAAUACUUUGGGUCAUAUAGAUACAAUGCUGGUGAAUAAUAAUGCAAUUAAUGUAAUUGGUAACGAUAAAGUAUGUAUUGAAGAUAUGGAUAGCGACGAGUUUAUAGAUGACGAGAAGAUUGAUAGUAUUCUCAAUGAAAUCGAAAGUGAAAUGAGCAAGAAUAAAAUAAGCAAACCAAAGACAACUUUAAAUAAUACUAACACAUACUUCCGUGAAAAGAAUUACAAAGAAAACCCUUUUGCAGUACAGCAUAAUUUAGACUCCUCUAGUAUCCAAUCGAAUUAUAACGCAACUCCAAAAGUCAGUAGCUACAAAACGGUCUCUAUACCACGAAAACGCAAACCCACGACCACAAAAUCAAAUUAUAAUUUUAUCGAUUUACUAGAAAGGAAUUUAAGUUUAAGUGACGAAGAAGAUAAAAUUGAAGCCCCAAAACAAGACAACGGCUUCUCUGAUGCAAUAAAAAGUCAAAUAAGCAAAUACUUGUCGAAAACCAAACCAGUAGUUCCUGAUAGAAACUUAGAAAUGUUAUUGGAUAAUCCUCAGAUUACAGUACCAAGUGAUAACCAAAAUCCCAUAAACGUUGUAGACAAACCGAUCGACCAGGAUUGCGUAUCGGAUCAUAGCCCUUAUCCAAAAUAUGAAAUUGUAGAAAUAUUGGGUGACAAAGAUCCAGUUAAACAACAUGAAAAUAUACAGCAUGCUUCAUAUAGCAAGAAUCAUACGGACAAUCUCGAUCACCAGGUAUGCGAAAUAAUGGAUCUAAAUACUAUAAACACAAAUAAUGUCAUCGACUUGACUCAUGUUGGACCAAAUACCAUGAAGACUGCAACUUUACAAAAUAUAAACAACGUAAUAACAAACAACGAAGAUUCUAAAAAUAAUAGUAUUAAGUCCCUUGACGUGAUUGAUACUCAUGGCGUACAAACUUCUACUAGAAUUAUAAAUGAAGAGAAUUUUGCCAACAAUCGAUUGUACAUAGAGGAUAGUGGUUCUGAAAAUGACAGCAACAAAGAAGAUAGUGAGAAAGUAGCAAAGACAGAAACAAAUUCAAUAACCAUUGCGAGAGAAAUUGGUGAUAAAUCUAAUAGAAAUAAUUCUGAGAGUAAUGUUAAUAACCAAAUUGAAAGAAUAGACUCCAUGCAAAGUAAUAAUAACCCCAACUAUGUUUUACUGGACAACAAAGAAUUUCGUAGUCUUUACGAAUCGACAAAGACAGAUAAUUCAACAAUAAAGCCCUGCUUAGAAAUAGUUCCAAGGGACAGACAACACCUACUUCAAACUAACACUUAUAGUGAUGCUACGACGACGGAAGGUGUCGAUCGUAGAAUAGGCCUUAAAGCGCUACAAUUUCAUGAAAACACGCAAAAUAUACCUGUACCUUACUCGAAUUCUUCCUCUGACUUAAUUAAUCCACAAACUAUUUCUGGAAAUACACCAAACGUCAUAGAAAUAGAUAAACAUAGAACAGAAUAUGUUAAGAGAUACACUUAUUCCGCCAGUAAAGUUGACGUUUGUACGAAACAAACUCCUGAAUACUGCGUGCAACUAAUUAGGAAAGUGAAAAUGGACCUCGAUGUAACAGCAAUAGUGUCUCGCAAAAUGAAUUAUUUUCAAAAUAAUGAACCAGAUAAUGAAGAACAUAUAAAUAAAGAAGAAUUGAAUCAUAUGAGACGUCCGAAUUAUGGAACUGGCUUUCAGUAUGUUACUCGAGAUCACAAUAACAUGAUAACUAACAGCAGUAAAGUAGAUUUUCCUGUAGCAACAGUUUCUGGAUUUAAUAAUUAUAUCGUUGAAAAUGCAGCCAGUCCACCCUCUCAAGCUAUUGAUGCUAACUCAAGUGUUGUUUUCGAAGAUAAUUAUAGAAAUUGUCCUAACAGCUGUAAAAAUGACGGAAUGGUUAUUCCUGAAAUUGAGGAUGUAUUAGAAGAAAAGGAAAUUAUUCAUAGAAAUAAUGAAGAUGUGCCUCAAAAUGUUGAGCCGGUAGAGAUUGGAAAUGGACCAGUCAAAGAAGACAGAACAGUCAAAAAUAUACUACAAAAGUACAAAAAAAUAUUGGAAAAAAAUACAGCCAAACCUGUAACACCAAGUUGUUCGAGUAUUAAUCCUACUGUCAAGCGCCAAGUCUCACCUACCAAGAAAUCUGCAAAACCGUUUAAAAUAACUGACAUACAUAAAUUACACGCAACAAUACCAGAAACUAUAGUGGAACAUAAACCCGAUGUACUUAAAGACAUCACACAAAUAAGAAAAAAUAUCAAUUUUGAUGAAACGCGAAUUAAAAAUGAUAAUUUCAUUCCAAUUCCGUUCACACAAUACUCAUACAGAGCUGAUGUGGAGGCAGUUGAAGAUAUUUCUCAAAAUGAGUUUGUGCAUGAUUUAGACAUUGAGCCAAUCAAUUUGCCUGAUAAUGUUGACCUAGAGCCGUCAAACGAUUUCAAAUUGGAUCAAUCCAUGUUGGACCCGAAAACUGUUCUACAAUACGUGGCUGAUGAUGACGAUGCUGAAAUAGUUCCACCGCCUGCAGAGUUCUGUGACAGGGUGACUUUCUCACCUGAUUACACUCUUGACUCUUCGAUGGAUGAAAAUGCAGAUGAAACAUUUCGUAACGCAGACACCGAAUACAAUGAUAGCAUAUUUGAUGACGCCUGUGCUACAGAUCUUACUCCUUCCAAGGAAAUAGAAACAUGGAACUUAUCUCGAGAAGAAACUUGGGAGCGCCUUAAUCCAGUGAAGUUUGGUCCUGCAAAAUCGUUCACAGUGAUGCACAAAAAUACUAGCAAUGAUUAUAUUUUGCAGAAUACUACAAUUCCAAGGAAAGUUAGACUUGGACAAUUUAAAUUCAGUCAAAAAAAUAAAUUUAAAAUAAGAAAGUGAAUGGUAGCAAAUGUACAUAAUGUAGUAAGAUUUUAGAUAAUUAAAAACAAGAACUAAUA
Molecule: messenger RNA, 6124 nt
Organism: Helicoverpa armigera (cotton bollworm)
Lineage: Eukaryota; Metazoa; Arthropoda; Insecta; Lepidoptera; Noctuidae
Exons: 22
Coding region: 150-6065 (1971 amino acids)
Molecular function (GO): nucleic acid binding; ATP binding
Source: RefSeq, a predicted model, not a curated record